CGGCGGGGUCGGGGUCCCCCGGCCGGGGAGCGCCGGGACGGCUGCGGGGCUGAGCUGGGCUGUCCCCGCCGCUGUCCCCGCUCUGGUCCCCGCCACUGUCAGCGCCGGGUCCGCGCCUGGGGCGGGCAAAGGAAACAGUGGGGCCGCUCUGCCCGUUCCCCCCGAGCCCCCAGCCCACCAUGGGCAGCCCUUCCAGCGUGACAAAGGGAUGCGAGCUCCGGGCACGGGCGGCUCCUGCCCGCUGGGCUGUGCCGUGGGCAUGGAAUCGCUAGGGAAAGGGAGCCAGAGCCGCUGCGGGAGGGGACCGGGAAGCCGGGACCGCGCUCAUCCUCUUUCCAUCCUUCCAUCUCUUCGUUGCCCAAGUCACUCCUUGUUCAAAGGAGGGAGCAGCGGGAGUUCACCAUGGCCCUGGCAGACCCCGCGAGCUGUGCCAAAGGCAGCGAGGACAGCAACCCCUUCCCUGACAUCAUCGAGCUGAACGUGGGGGGACAGGUGUACAUCACCCGGCACCCCACGCUGGUCAGCGUGCCCGGCUCGCUGCUCUGGGAGAUGUUCACCCAGAAGAGCGCACGCUCGCUGGCCCGCGACAGCAAGGGCCGCUUCUUCGUGGACCGGGACGGGUUCCUGUUCCGCUACAUCCUGGAUUACAUGAGGGACCGGCAGCUGGUGCUGCCCGAGCACUUCCCGGAGCGCGGCCGGCUGCAGCGCGAGGCCGAGUACUUCAUGCUGCCGGAGCUGGUGAAGCUGCUGGUGCCCAAGCUCAGCGAGCAGAACUCCCUGGGGGACGAUCCCUGCCAGAGCGACCCCGAGGAGCCGUCCCCCGGUGCGGACACCGCGCGCAGCCUGAGCUCGGCCGCCGCCGCGCCGCCCGGCGCCGCCGGCACCGAGGGCCGCAGGGCGGGGUUCAUCACCAUCGGCUACCGCGGCUCCUACACGCUGGGCAGGGACAGCCAGACGGACGCCAAGUUCCGCAGGGUGGCCCGGAUCAUGGUGUGCGGCAAGACCUCGCUGGCCAAGGAGGUCUUUGGGGACACCUUGAACGAGAGCAGGGACCCGGACAGGCCCCCGGAGAGGUACACGUCCAGGUACUACCUCAAAUUCACCUUCCUGGAGCAAGCCUUUGACAAACUGGCCGAUGCCGGCUUCCACAUGGUGGCCUGCAACUCCACGGGCACCUGUGCCUUCGCCCACGAGCAGACGGACGACAGGAUCUGGACCUCUUACACCGAAUAUGUUUUCUAUCGUGAGUGACACAAAACCAACCCUCCGCCAACCAACCGCUGACUGUCCCUUUCCCGUCCCAUGCUGGCUGUGGCCUAGAAGGUAGAGAUCCAUCCCCGAAUCCCGGCGUCCUCCCUUUGCCUGCUUUUCAGUUGGUUCUUGGGUUUUUUCCCUCCUCCUUGCUCCACGUUGAACCUGCCCAGCUCUUCCUUGUAGCAGCUGCUGACCACCAACCUUCCUCCCUCUCUGUGACUUCUGCGGUCGCUCCCAACCCUCCCUGGAUGUGUGGACUCGGACACUGCUGUGGAUGUGGGCUGGGUGGGAGGGGUGGGACACACUGGACGCUGCUCUGGGCUGGCAUUCCUGCAGCUGGAUGGGCUUGGACACUGGACUGGGCUCUCUGUCCUGUGCAGCUCCACGGGAUCCUGCUGCACACACCAGGACCUGCCAAGAGGGUUCAGAGAGAAAUCCUUGGGAUAAAGACAUGGGAAAGGUGGGAAGCAGAACCAGGGAGGGGGUGGGGGUUGGGAAGUGGCAGCCUGGCAGCACGGCUGGGUUGGCAGGAGCCCUGUAAGCAGCUUAGCCUGAGACUGGCAGCGCUUGGGAAGGGGAGAGGCUCCCCCUGUGCUCGCAGCUCUGAGCUGAGAUAUCGCCACGGCUCCGGGAUGCCUCGGGUGGGAUUUUGGGGGGAUUUUGGGGAGGGUGGGAGGGGCAGAUGUUCUGUGAGGGAGGUGGGGGGGAGCGGGGAAGGCUUGAUGUGCUCGGUGGUGUAAAAUACUUAUACAGAUCUCCAGCUCCUUGGAGCCUUGUCAGCCAAAAAGUCCCUUCAUUUUUUCUUGGGAGCACAACGGGAAUCACGGGGAUGAGGUUGGAAUGCUCCUGUGGUGGUCAGGCCACAACUUCACCCAGCAAAGGGAAUUGUGGCCAUUUUGGUGAUCUCCCAUGAGGUGUCUCCAAUCCCAGCUGUCCAGGCCCUCCUGGGGCUGGAGCUGCUGCUGCUCUCCCCCACUGGGCGAUGCAGAAUAAAGGGACAGCCCGGAGUGGCCGCGUGCCCACGUGCCCAGCUGGCAGAGGAGAGGGGAGGUUUGGUGGGGGGUAAAGGAACACAGAGUUAUCGGAGCCUCUGUGCCCUGCUUUGCCCCUCCUGUGCCUGCUGGGCAGGACCCCAGGACAGCAAAUCCCCAAGCCCAGCCCUGGGUGAUGCCCAGCCCCAGCUCCGGCACAUGGCCUCAGCCUGCAGGGGAGAUGAGCCUGAUGUCCCUGAUGUCCCUGUCUGCUGCCUGUGCCUGUCCCCUGGUUCUCUGCCACCCAUUCCUGGCACCCACCACCCAUUCCUGACAUCCACCAUCCACCCAAGGCACCCAUCAUCCAUCCCUGGCACCCACCCUCCAUCCCUGCUCCUGCACUCUCCAUCCCUGCUCCUCCCUCCAUCCCUGCUCCCACCACCCAUCCCUGCUCCUCCACCCUCCAUCCCUGCUCCCACCACCCACCCCAGCCCCUGUGAAGCUCCUGGAGCAGGAUCUCCUCCCCAGCUGGACAGCUUCCAAGGGGCUGUUCCUGCUUGGCAUUCAUGUGGGAGGAAGGUUUGCAGCUCCUUCCUAGAGAGGAGGGAGGGCUCUGGGGCCAGCAGAAGUUUCAAACUGGUUCUCCCUCUCUCCUGAAGAAGGGGAAGGCAAAAAUGGUAUUUUGACAUUUGUCAUGGUCCUGUUCCUCAUUCCAACAACCUUUGGAAGAGGAAAUGACAACAGGCUUUAAAAAAGACAAGAAAAAGGAACUUGAGCUGUGUGUGCACACAAAGAAAACCUUUAAAUAAAGGGGGAGGGGACCUGCAUUCCAUAUUUGCUUUAUCUUUUUGAACUCGAGAUUUUCCUAAAUAGGAUUGGGAAAAGAAAUUGCUGUCUUGUGGGAAAUGAGGCUCUUUUGAUGUUUUUCCCCACUGGAACUGGGCUGAAAAAUUGAUCUCCUGGGAGGAGGAAUUUUUGCCUGAGGGAGAAACCAGAAUGGCAGAGUCACCAUUCCAGGGGUUUUGAUGUGGCAGGUUCUGGGAUCAGGGCUGAUCCCCCACAGGAAACACGAGCAUGGGUUAUUCCUGAAUCCUUCCAGAGCCCGAUGGCUUUCCUGGAAACCGAGACUUCAUGAAAAAAUCCUUUUGUUGAGAUCCAUCUCCACAAAAAUACACCCGAUUUGGGGUUGUUUCUUUUCCUUGCAUGGUAUUUAUUUAUAGGAAAAGUAUUCUUGUCAUGGCUGGGCAGAGAACCUGGCUCAUUGAUCCCCAGGAAAGACCUUGGAUCAAAUAAGAUGGAAUUUGCUGGGAAAUGGUUGCAUGGAAAAGCAUCUCAUGGAGGUCUCCUCCUCUGAACAAUCCUGGCAAGCUGGGAAAAACCAGACAGGGAAAGGCUGGAGUGAGCUGGGAGCUCUCAAGGCCUCAGGGAGACAGUGGAGAACCAAUUCCCUGAUGCUGCCUGGUUUUCCUGAGAAUAUUCCCACAUUUCUGUGAUUCCCAGACCCCGAGCUCCUGCUGGGCCAUCCCUUGGCCUUGUCCAAAUCACCCAGAGCUGCUCUGCUGGUUCUGUCCUUGUAGUCCACCCGAGCACCUCCCACCCCCAGGCUGUCCCUAGGGAAAAUCCAGCCUUGUCCAGCUCCCUCCCUGCUGGAUUUGGACUUGGAGGUGUUUUUUUUCCCUUCCCACCAAGAGGACAGGACGCUGCUCUUCAGCUUUCUGCCAGUGCAAGCCAGGUUAAAGCAAGCUCCAGGUGCUGCUGGUGGCAGCAUCCCGCUCUUUUCCAGGAGCUCCAUCCCGAGAUCCUCCCCACCCACCGGGAGAGGUUUGGGAUGCCCCAGCUCAUCCCUGGGAAUGCUGGCACCCCGAGGGUGGGCACGUGGGCAGAGCACACCUGGAGCAGCGGUGGCUGGCACGUGCCAGGGGGGAUUAUCCACCUUGUCUGGGAAAACCGGGGCCGGCAGGGAUUCCCUGGAUUAUUGAAAUCUGCCCCGCCCUGAGGACUCAGCAGCCCUUCUCAUCCUGCUGGGAACGAGAGCUGAGGUCUGGGAUGGGUUUGGGAUGGGUUUGAGAUGGGUUUUAAGGUAAUGAGGUCCCAGGGGGCAUCCAGAUCCCGUGUGGGUCCCUGGGAAGGCGCCUGCCCCUCCCCGGAGCUCAGCACACACCGGGAACAUUCCCCUACAGAGCUCCCGGCUUCCCUCCGAGGGGCAGCGCAACCCAGUCUCUCAUUUCCAGAUUCCUGGAAAAGCCUCCAUCCCAAAAUAAAACCCCUGGUGGGAGGGAGGCAGAGCAGGAGCCGGGGCUGGCUCUGCCUUCCCAGGCAGGCACCUGCCCACAAAUUGCCGGUUGCUCCUCACAAAAACCGAGCUUAAGGAAAAGCCAAAUCCCAUCUGUCUCCAUCAGGCACUUCUGCCACCCUGCAGAACAUCUGGAAACACUUUGUGUCCUCGGCCUGGCUCCAGCCCCUCUCCAGGGGCACUCUUUGGAGGCAGAGGAGUCCCAAAGCUGAGCUCUCCCACCUCAUGGAGCAUCUCAAUCCCAUGGGAUGGGGAUGAGGACAAGGAGGCUCCUGUGGGCGUUAGAGGGGGACACAAAAAUCCCAUUUCCAGUCCUGAAAUCCCAUCCUGCCACAAAAAUCCAAGGGAUUUGAUGGAAUGUUGAAAUAGAAAGGAUUUGGUGAUGGAGGAGCAUUGAAAGGGGAGAAGCAGCUGGAAGUUGGAACCAUCCUCUUCCUCUCUCAAAUAACCAGGGAAUGGUUUGGCUUGGAAAGGACCUUAAAGCUCAUCCAGUCCAGCCCCACCCCCUGCCAGAAACAGGGACAACUUCCACCAUCCCAGCCUGCUCCAAGCUCCCUCCAACCUGACCAAAAUCUUAUUAAUUUUAAAAAUAAACCCCCAAAACUCAAAACUGCCUUUAACAACAUGGGAGGCCAGCACUGGGAAAAACCACUGGAGAGCAGGGGAGUUUUCCAAUUCCUGGUGCAGAAACUGCAGCCUGGAUGCUUUGUUUAGGAGGGGUUUAACAAAACAAGGGUUUGGGCUCAGUUUAGCAACUGCAGCUGCUGUGUUCUGACCACAGAGAGACCUCUGGGCCUCCUUCCCAGGGCUGUGGGAGCAGGAGGGGGAAGGCAGAUGAGUGUCCAGGUCUCCUGGAGGUUUUGGGAGCCGUUGGAUGUGUUGGAUUCUGGUGAGUGCUGGAGAAUUUGCCAAAUAAAUCUCGUUCAACCUGC
Onychostruthus taczanowskii (white-rumped snowfinch) is the source of this 5450-nucleotide messenger RNA. Its product is annotated as BTB/POZ domain-containing protein KCTD12-like. NCBI's taxonomy places the organism in Eukaryota, Metazoa, Chordata, Aves, Passeriformes, Passeridae. The record is from RefSeq and is a predicted model, not a curated record. The coding region runs from base 403 to 1251 and encodes 282 amino acids. The transcript has 2 exons. Gene Ontology annotation, molecular function: protein binding. Gene Ontology annotation, biological process: protein homooligomerization; regulation of G protein-coupled receptor signaling pathway.